UUCGGAACGGAAUGCAGUACCGUCAAAAAUGGCCUCUAUGUUCAGUGUUUUGCUGCGAAAAUCCGCGAAUUUGGGCCAAAAAGCGGCCUUAACAAAGAAUUUACCAGCUCUUUACAAUGUAAACAGCCAGCGUAAUGCGCACAGAUGGAUGCCAGAUGCGGAGUACGUGAAGCAGUUCGAGGGGGCCGUCAUGUACCCUGACGAUGUCACCUCGCUGCUGAAACAUCCACCUUACCAUGGUGUGGUGGCUCCCGGAGAGAAGCAAGUGAAGAAUAUGGUCCUCAAUUUCGGACCUCAACAUCCGGCUGCUCACGGAGUAUUGCGAUUGGUGCUUGAGCUCGACGGGGAGACGGUCCGCGCAGCAGACCCUCAUAUCGGUCUCCUUCACCGGGGCACAGAGAAGCUGAUAGAAUACAAGACGUACACCCAGGCGCUGCCUUACUUCGACCGACUGGACUAUGUGUCGAUGAUGUGCAAUGAACAAUGCUACAGCUUGGCCGUUGAGAAGUUGCUCAACAUUGAUAUACCGCUGAGAGCCAAAUAUAUUCGAACUCUCUUCGCUGAAAUAACCCGUAUUUUAAACCACAUCAUGGCAGUUUGUUGCCAUGCUCUUGACGUGGGUGCUCUCACUCCGUUGUUCUGGAUGUUCGAGGAGCGAGAGAAGAUGAUGGAGUUCUAUGAAAGAGUCAGCGGAGCCAGGAUGCACGCUGCUUAUAUCAGACCGGGAGGAGUUUCGCUUGACAUGCCAUUAGGUCUUAUGGAUGACAUCUACGAGUUUUCAUCCAAAUUCGCGGAGCGUUUGGAUGAGGUGGAAGAUGUCCUGACAACCAACAGGAUCUGGGUGCAGAGGACUAAGGAUAUCGGUGUCGUCACCGCUCAAGAUGCUCUCAAUUACGGUUUCAGCGGUGUGAUGCUCCGCGGGUCGGGCAUCAAAUGGGACCUGCGCAAGUCGCAGCCGUACGACGCGUACCAUCUGGUAGACUUCGAUGUACCUAUUGGUAGCAACGGGGACUGUUAUGACAGAUACCUGUGCCGCGUAGAGGAGAUGCGUCAGUCGCUCCGCAUCAUUGACCAGUGCCUCAACCAGAUGCCCCCCGGGGAGGUCAAGACGGACGAUGCCAAGCUCAUGCCACCCUCGCGCGAGGAGAUGAAGACGUCAAUGGAGGCCCUCAUCCACCACUUUAAGUUGUUCACGCAAGGCUACCAGGUGCCCCCAGGGUCCACCUACACUGCUGUAGAGGCUCCGAAGGGAGAGUUCGGGAUCUAUCUCGUAUCUGACGGAGGAUCCAAGCCUUACAGAUGCAAGAUCAAGGCGCCUGGCUUCGCUCACCUGGCCGCUCUAGAGAAAGUCGGCAAAAACCACAUGCUAGCAGACAUCGUCGCAAUUAUCGGAACCCUUGACGUGGUCUUCGGAGAAGUCGACCGAUAAACACCGAUUUUUAGAACAAAAAUACCGGUUCAAACCGAUUUUCGUAAAUAUACCGGAAUUAAUAAUGAUUUGGUGCUAAUUUCCGGUAUAUGUGAUCAUAAUCUGUAUUAUUAUUUUAAUAUUAUAUAACUGAGUAUUUUUCGAAAAUCGUCCAUGUUUUGUUGAUUUACAAUUUUCAGUAUUUUCUGUAAAAACGAAUUUUAACUAAGAGUAACUUUAAUAGUAAGAUGUCGACGCAGAUUCCAUGUGCAUUUAUUUUUGUUUGUUUUUAAGCAAUAAUUUAUUGUUAAAUCAUUUUGAACCUUAUUUAUUUGGAUAUACGUGUAUUUUUAGAUGGUCUUUGGGAAGCAAUAAAGGAAUUGUAUUUUA
Molecule: messenger RNA, 1798 nt
Organism: Spodoptera litura
Lineage: Eukaryota; Metazoa; Arthropoda; Insecta; Lepidoptera; Noctuidae
Product: NADH dehydrogenase [ubiquinone] iron-sulfur protein 2, mitochondrial
Biological process (GO): mitochondrial electron transport, NADH to ubiquinone
Cellular component (GO): respiratory chain complex I
Molecular function (GO): oxidoreductase activity, acting on NAD(P)H; NAD binding; quinone binding
Source: RefSeq, a predicted model, not a curated record